AUGUUUGUGCCUAGACAGCUGGGUCUCACAAAACAGGCUCUCAGGAGCAGCGUAUACCUAUUGGUGGUGUUGACCGUGGUGCUUGUAUAUUUCUUUACCCGUCCAAGCCAAGUCUACGCCGACUCUCCCCUGGUGCUGGACCUGGAGUUCUAUACUUGUUACCGACCCUUUUGCACAGAGUCCGAGAACGUCAGGGUGGACAAAGACUUAGGGCUGGGGAAGGCUCUUUUCAAAAGAACGUAUUUGCAAAAGAAGCUGGGAGAUAGCGACGACACUGCCGUUGUGGACGUUUCUGUGGGAAAACCAGAGUACAAGCCCGGCGACCUAUGGAAGCCUAGGGGCCACGGCGUCUGGGUGAAGUAUGGCCCGUCCAAAAAUGCAAUCAUUGACGCAACGGUGCUUUUCCAGCCGUCAGAUCCACGACCCGGAUGGACAGUGCUCACAGAGCCGCUACACACAGACACAGAUCACCAUGUUUACAUCAGCUACAGACGGCCAGCGAAGACGCCGGCCCGGCCGCAACUCUCCUUCAAGAACAACAAGUUCAAGAUAUUGCAGGUGGCAGACCUGCAUUUUUCCACGCUCGACGGCGUGUGCCGCGAUCCGUGGCCAAAGCUUGCUCCGGGCGAGAAAUGUCAGGCAGACCCAAAAACGACGCGUUUCGUCGAGACUGUACUUGAUCUCGAGAAGCCGGAUCUCGUCGUCAUGACAGGCGACCAGAUAUACGGCCCUGGCUCGCCCGACACAGAAACGACCAUCCUCAAGGUGUGCGAUAUUUUUGAGCGUCACAAAACCCCGUACGCAAUGGUGUUUGGUAACCACGACGAUGAAGGCUCGCUCCUGCGCGACGAGAUCAUGGAGAUCGUCGAGGGUUUGCCGUACUCACUCUCAUCAGCUGGGCCUGCGAAUGUGUCUGGGGUCGGCAACUACGUGCUCCAGGUGCAGAACAAGCUCGCUCUCUAUUUUCUAGACUCGCACAAAAAGCUCACAAAGGUGCUCGGGUACGACUAUCUGAAGGAGGACCAAAUUCAGUGGAUCAAAAGCUCCUGGGUCCCUGCAACCGUGAGCAUGGCUUUCUUCCACAUUCCUCUGCCGGAGUACAGAAAUACGGACGCGAUAGCGUUCGGCAACUACAAAGAGGGCGUCAUGGCCCCGCAUGUCAACUCUGGAAUGGCGCAGACUUUCAAAGAGAUUGGAGUUUCCGUGGCAUCUGUGGGCCACGACCAUUGCAACGACUUCUGUCUGCAUUCCGAUCUGUGGCUGUGCUACGGAGGUGCCGUCGGCGAGGGCGGUUAUGGCGGCUACGGGGGCACAGAACGGCGAAUGCGUGUGUUCGAGGUGGACGCGACGAACGGACUGGUCUCCACGUGGCAGCGACUGCAUUCGGACCCCCAAACCGUUAUCGAGCAUCAUGUACUAGAAAAAUAA
This is a messenger RNA of Ogataea haglerorum, 1428 nucleotides long. RefSeq lists its product as uncharacterized. The record is from RefSeq and is a predicted model, not a curated record. Gene Ontology annotation, molecular function: phosphoprotein phosphatase activity. Gene Ontology annotation, cellular component: cytoplasm. Bases 1 to 1428 code for a protein of 475 amino acids. NCBI's taxonomy places the organism in Eukaryota, Fungi, Ascomycota, Pichiomycetes, Pichiales, Pichiaceae. The transcript has a single exon.